AUGUCCGAGUUGAAACAGCCUGUUGAAGGCAGCAGCGGCGGCGGCGGCAGCAGCAGCAGUAGUGGCGGCGGCGGCAGCUGCAGCAGCAGCACCACCAACAAUGCCGAUGAUACCAUCAUUGAGGAGGACUCCGACUCCUCCUGUCAUAAUUGUAAUCUGCAAGGGAUGUUUGAGGAAAUUCAGAAUGAUCUCAUCUACAUCAAAAAGGCCUGCGGGAAAUUUGGGCAAUGGGAAGAUCAAGUCAACGAUUCUAUGAAAGGUUUCGCUUUCCAAGCCUUGGAUAAUGCCUUUAAACAAAGAACAGGGUCACAAGAACUUACAAAAGAAACCAGUUAUCUUCAGGACAAGCUCAAAAAUACUCACCGCAUUGUCUCUAUGUUAAAGGAGUCCCUGCAUUCUUCUCCUCAACUCUCUUCAGUCAAUUUGAAUUCCCAGAGCUUACAACUUGCAAAAGAUUCCAUGAUCCGCAGGGAAUUCAACCGUUAUCAUUGCUCAGUUUACUUACCAGCCGAAUUGGAAGUUGAGAGCAACGAUAAAAUAAUGGCAGAGAUUUCAACAUUCCUAGAAAUUGCGGCGGUGUACAAUGAUCUAGAUGUCACAACUAAGCUCUGUUUGCUCUGUUUCUCAGUGUUCCCUGAAAAUGCUGUCAUAAAGAAGAAGGUUUUAGUGCAUUGGUGGGUUGGUGAGGGGUUUAUAGACACUUUAGGUACAUCAGGCAAGACUGCUGAGGAUACUGCAAAUCAAUUCUUCAACGACUUCAUAGAAAAAGGCCUCAUCAAGCCGGUGUACAAAAAGGGCAGACCAAGUGCUGAUAGCUGCAAUAUGGACCCUUAUAUUCGUGAUGCUGUGAUCAUACUUGCAAAGAGAGCGGGAUUCUUCAAUUUUGAUAGCAAUGGAAAUCCCACCGAAGAUUUUACUCGUUCUAGGAGGGCAUGCCUCGUAAAAACUGAAGAGGGGUCUUCUAUACACGAAUUGCCAUACCGAUUAGAACAGGAGAAGGUUCAAAGCAUAAUCAAUGUGAAUGAGCCUAAUCUUGACUUUAGAUCUGAAUGGUUCUCCAAGAUGAAAUACGUCAAGGUGUUGCAGCUUGGGAGAUGGCAGAGCUCAGCCAAGCAUCUGAUUCAAGUAGAGGACAGUGAGUUCUUAAAAGGGUUGAAGAAUAUGAGACAUAUUCGGUACUUAAGCCUUCGAGGAGUCUCUAGAAUUACAGAGCUUCCUGCUUCAAUUUGCAAACUCAGCAAUCUGAGGAUCCUGAACCUCAAUGGUUGUGCUGAUUUGGAGCAGCUCCCUCAAGGGAUAGGCUCACUCAAGAACUUGACACACUUGGAUAUGUAUGAGUGUUACUUGAUCAGCCACAUGCCUACAGGACUUGCUUUGCUCUACCAACUCCAAGUGCUUAAGGGGUUUGUGAUUGGUGAGCCAAGGCCUGGAGGCAACUACUGUAAGCUAGCUGAUUUGUCAGGUUUGGAACAUCUGAGGAAGUUGAGUAUCCAUGUGGACAUAAACAAAACGUCUGAUGCUGCAAAAAGAGAGCUCAUUUCCUUGGCAAAUUUCAAAAAGCUCCGAUCUUUAUCUAUAUCAUGGUCAAGACUUUAUGACACUCCCAAAAAGCCUUUAACUCUCAAGAGGAUUGCAACCAAGAAGUUUAUGAGCCGGGUAAAAUCAACAAAACCACCACCACCACCACCAUCUCCAUUGAUGGAUCCAGUUUCUGUUCCUUUGGAGAAACUUAACCUCAAUUACUUCCCUGGUUCUAAGAUGCCUGAUUGGCUGAUGCAGUGGGAUUUGAAUAAACUAAAGAAGCUCUAUAUCCGGGGUGGAAGCCUCUCAAAUCUGUGUCACGGAAAACAAUGCAAAUGGGGUGCCACAAAUGUACGCUUUAAGUUCUUGGAAAAGUUGCAGAUGGAUUGGUCAAAACUGCAAGACUUGUUUCCAGACCUCACGUACUUGGAGAUAUUCGAGUGUCCUGAACUCAGUUCCAUCCCAUGUGAUGAGAAUGGUGUGUGGAAAAAGGCAGACUGA
This is a messenger RNA of Prunus armeniaca (apricot), 2022 nucleotides long. The record is from the annotation of a GenBank genome assembly. Lineage: Eukaryota; Viridiplantae; Streptophyta; Magnoliopsida; Rosales; Rosaceae.